Messenger RNA from Striga hermonthica, 1584 nucleotides. The record is from the annotation of a GenBank genome assembly. NCBI's taxonomy places the organism in Eukaryota, Viridiplantae, Streptophyta, Magnoliopsida, Lamiales, Orobanchaceae.
AUGCACAGCAUUGUCUGCAAACUCUUCCUCCUUGCCUUCCUGGCGACACCGCCCAUGGCCGCCGCCAACCACGGCGGCUCAGCCGCGGGACAAAUUAUCCGGUCCACCUGUGCCGCCACACUGUACCCCGAACUCUGCAUUUCCACCGUCGAGCUCAACCUCCCCACGGCCGCCGUCGAGAGCAGCCGGGACGUGCUGGCGGCCGCUCUCGACCGCACGAUCCGCGCCGUCGAGCACAACCGCGUCAACAUCCAAAAAUCCGCCCGCCUCGUCAGCGGCAAGCAUGCUGGCCUCACGUCCCGGGCCCUCGACGACUGCCUUGAGAUGGCGGGUUACGCGCUGGACGAGCUCCGGGCCGUGGCCGACCACCUCGAGAACCGCGCAGAAUCGAGAGUCGACGACGUGCUGACGUACCUGAGCGCGGCGAUGGCGAACCAGCUGUCGUGCGUUGACGGGCUCCCGCCGCAUGGGGCCCUAGUGCACGACCACAUGCACGUCUUCCGCCUCGUCAGCAAUCUGCUAGCCAUGGUGAGAAGCCUUCCGGACCAUGUAGUCUCGGGCUGGGGGCCGGGUCGGGACGGAUGGCCCGACUGGCUGUCGGAGGGUGACAGACGGAUGCUGGAGGCGUCGGAGGUGACGCCUAACGUGACGGUUGCGGCCGAUGGGAGCGGGGACUAUGUGACUAUUCAGGAGGCAGUGGAGCGGGCCCCACGUAACAGCAAUGAGAGGUACGUUGUUCGGAUAAAGAGGGGAGUGUAUCAGGAGAACGUGACGAUCCCGAGCAAUAGGUGGAACAUGAUGUUCGUCGGGGACGGGGAGGGGGAGACGGUUAUUACGGGCAACCGGAGUUUCGGGACUGGCUACCCCACUUUCCGCACGGCCACAGUUGCCGUGAAUGGCCCUGGUUUUCUAGCCCGAGACAUCACAUUCGAGAACACGGCGGGCCCGUCAAACGACCAGGCCGUGGCCCUCCGCGUGAGUGCCGACCUCGCCGCCUUCCAUCGGUGCACCAUGUCGGCCUACCAAGACACCCUCUACACCCACACCUUCCGCCAGUUCUACUCCGCGUGCACGGUCUCCGGUACCAUCGACUUCAUCUUCGGCUUUGGUGCCGCAGUCCUGCAAGACUGCGACAUCUUGGUCCGCCGACCCGACCCGCAUCAGAGCAACAUGGUCACUGCCGACGGGCGGGCAGAUCCGGGCCAGAACACCGGGAUCGUCAUCCAAGGGUGUCGGAUCCGGGCCGACGAAGACCUGCUGCCCGAGCAGGCCCACUUCCCGACGUACUUGGGCCGGCCGUGGCGCCCGUACGCAAGGACGGUGGUCAUGCAGACUGAGAUAUCGGACGUCGUGCGGCCCGAGGGGUGGCGUAGGUGGAGCAACAGCGAUUACAAUCACCACACUUGCUUUUACGCCGAGUAUGAAAAUACGGGCGACGGUGCCGACACGUCUCAUAGGGUUACGUGGCGGUGUUUUAGGGUGCUGGCGGGGGAUGAGGAGGCAGAGCCGUUCACGGCAGCGAAAUUUAUUGACGGCGAGGAGUGGCUGCCGGAUACAGGCUUUCCGUUUGCACUCGGGCUUUGA